AUGCAGCACCCAAACCAGCAGCAGCAGCAGCAGCAGCAGCAGCAGCAGGACGACGAGCAGCAGCAGCAGCAGCAGCAGCAGCAGCAGCAGCAAGAAGAGAGCUGGAGAGCAGCAGCAGCAGCAGCUGCUGCUGCAGCAACAGCAGCAGCAGCAGCAGCAGCAAGUUCAGCAGCAACGGUCUCUUUUCCUGCUGCAUACCUGAAGAAGAAAUGCUGUGUUCUCCUCUUUUUCAGUUCGACGCAGAAAACCCAAAUUUCAUCGCCAGAGCUAUCCUCGCCUUCAUCACCAGACCAUAACAAACACCAGCAGCAGCAGCAGCAGCAGCAGCAGCAAGAGCAGCAGCAAGAGCAGCAGCAAGAGCAGCAGCAAGAGCAGCAGCAAGAGCAGCAGCAAAAGCAGCAGCAAGAGCAGCAGCAGGACCAGCAGAAACAGCAGCAAGAGCAGCAGAAAUAG
Messenger RNA from Eimeria mitis, 453 nucleotides. RefSeq lists its product as uncharacterized. The record is from RefSeq and is a predicted model, not a curated record. The coding region runs from base 1 to 453 and encodes 150 amino acids. NCBI's taxonomy places the organism in Eukaryota, Apicomplexa, Conoidasida, Eucoccidiorida, Eimeriidae. The transcript has 3 exons.